AUCAGCUGUGUCCAAUCACAGCUGAUCGCGAGCUGUCACGCUGAUGAUCAGUGUGCCCUGAUGAUCAGUGUAGCCCCAUCAGUGCCACCUGUCAGUGUCCAUCAAUGCCACCUGUCAGUGCCCAUCAAUGCCACCUGUCAGUGUCCAUCAAUGCCACAUAUGAGUGCCUACCAGUGCACAUCAAUGUUUUAUCAGUGCCCAUCUGAGCUGUCUAUCAGUGCCAGUCAGUGCUGCCUAACAGUGCCAGUCAGUGCCACCUAACAG
Staurois parvus is the source of this 264-nucleotide messenger RNA. Lineage: Eukaryota; Metazoa; Chordata; Amphibia; Anura; Ranidae. The record is from the annotation of a GenBank genome assembly.